UUUAAAUAACCGAGUACACCGCUCGAUAAAGAAACAAACAAAAAAAAAAAACAGGGUUGGACCAAUCUUGACCAGUCUUAGGUAGUCGCUCUUAAAAAGGAGACAUUUCUCGGCGUAAGUGUUCAUACAUCAAAAGAAUCAGACGAGUGGGUUGAUUAAGUAACCAUCAUCUUAGACCAUUUGGGAAAACCAAGGAACCAGCUGUGAAGUCCGGGUAGAUGAAGAAAAUUGUUCUCAAAGGAAGAAAAACAAUUUUAACCUCUUUGACGAAAACAAUUACUUGGCGAUGGGAAGUUUCCAAGUUUUGUUUCGUCCCUUCAGCUCACUCUUCAUAACCGCUGGAUUCAUUACUCCAUUCAUCGCGGGCUCUUGCAUUAGCGGCAACUGUUUCGCAACAUUCCACCUCGUCAUCGGAGAGAACAUGGUGGAUGGCCACGCCCUAGUUGGUCACGUGUUUGCCAAUGUCUCAGUGACCAAAGUGAUAGAUUGCUACAGAGCAUGCCAACCAAACUGCCGCUGUAUCUCCUUCAACUUCCUGAAAUAUUCCAACCAAGAUAACUGUCAACUGAAUAAGGAAAACCGACAUUUAAAGCCCGGUGCCUUGCAGGCGAUGGAAGACUCUCAGUACUACGAUCUGGUCGUUCGCUACAACAUUGCGAGCAAUUCUGCAGUUUCAGCAUCGUCUGGAUGCACUCAGUGUUCCAACCGUUGUUGCAAAGAUCAACCGUGUCUCAAUGGAGGAACAUGUCGGGAAAACUGUCAGGAGACCGGAAAACGAUUCAUCUGCGACUGUUCGGGAUUUAUUGGCCAGAUCUGUGAGCAGGAGUGUCAGGGCGCCCUUGGCAUGGAGAGCCGUGCAAUAACUGACGGACAAAUAAGCGCCUCUACCAGAUAUAGUUCCCGUCAUGUUGCUUCUAACGCCAGACUUCACAAUCAAGCAAGCACAAACAGCGACGGGGUCUGGGAACCAUCAAUAAAAAACACCAAUCAGUGGCUUCAGAUCGAUUUGGUCACGCAAUUCAGCGUGACACGGGUGGCAACACAGGGAAGACAUGAUCGUUGGCAUUGGGUAACUAACUAUCAUUUACAGUAUAGUAACAACGGGUCGACCUUCCAGUUUCAUAGAGAGCGAGGAAAACAUAUAAGCAAGGAAUUUUCAGGAAACAGCGACAGUACAUCUGUGGUGUCACAUGACCUGAUUCCACCAAUCAUGGCGCGUUACAUUCGUUUCUGCCCAUUGGCUUGGCACUGGCAGAUAGCCAUGAGAGUGGAGCUGUAUGGUUGUCAUGAUUGUCACCGCGCCCUCGGUAUGGAAAGCCGUGCAAUCCUUGACGGUCAAAUUAGUGCCUCGUCACAGUAUAGUAUAUUCCACGCUGCUGUUUACGCCAGACUCCACAAUAAAGCAGUUCAAAAUGUACACAACGAGGCCUGGGAACCAUCAACAUCAGACGCAAAUCAGUGGCUCCAGAUUGAUUUGGUCACACAACACGGCGUGACUCGCGUGGGAACUCAAGGAAGAUACCAGCUCACUCAUUGGGUGACCAAAUAUAAUCUGCUGUACAGUAGCGACGGGUCGACCUUCCAGUACUACAAAGAACGAGGACAAAGUAUAACGGAAUUAUCUGGAAACACAGAUGGUACCACUGUAGUGUCACAUGACCUUAUUCCAGCAAUCCUGGCGCGUUACAUUCGUUUCCGACCAUUGGCUUGGCACCGGGUGAUAGCCAUGAGAGUGGAGCUGUAUGGUUGCCAAGUGAGACCGAACCAAAAGAAAAAGCUAUCCUGUGACGCUAACCAGCUUGAAAUGGAAAUUUGGCCUACCUGCCUUUGCCACAGCAUAAUUCCAUUGCUCAUAACCGCUGGAUUCAUAAUUCCAUUCACCACGGGCUCCUGCAGCGACGACAAGUGUCCCGCCUCAUUCUAAUUCAUUAUUGGAAGGAACAUGGUGGAUGGGCACGCCCUAGUUGGUCACGUGUUUGCAAAUGUCUCAGUGACCAAAGUGAUGGAAUGUUACAGAGCAUGCCAACCAAACUGCCGUUGUAUCUCCUUCAACUUUUUGAAAUAUUCCAACCAGGAUAACUGUCAACUGAAUGAGGAAAACCGGCACCUAAAGCCCGGUGCCUUGAUGGCAAAGGAAGACUCUCAGUACUACGAUCUGGUUGUUCGCUACAACAUAGCGAGCAAUUCUGCAGUUUCAGCAUCGUCUGGAUGCACUCAGUGUUCCAACAAUUGUUGCAAAGAUCAACCGUGUCUCAAUGGAGGAACAUGUCGAGAAAACUGUCAGGAGACCGGAAAACGAUUCAUGUGCGACUGUUCGGGAUUUAUUGGCCAGAUCUGUGAGCAGGAGUGUCAGGGUGCCCUUGGCAUGGAGAGCCGUGCAAUAACUGACGGACAAAUAAGCGCCUCUACUAUAUGGAAUUCCCGUCAUUUUGCUUCUAACGCCAGACUUCACAAACAAGCAAGCGCAAGUAGCGGCGGGGUCUGGGAACCAUCAAUGAAAAAUGCCAAUCAGUGGCUUCAGAUCGAUUUGGUCACGCAACUCAGCGUGACACGCGUGGCAACACAAGGAAGACCAGAUGGUCUGCACUGGGUGACUAAAUAUCAUUUACAGUAUAGUAACAACGGGUCGACCUUCCAGUUUCACAGAGGGCGAGGAAAACAUUUUAGCAAGGAAUAUUCAGGAAAUAGCGACAGUACAUCUGUGGUGUCACAUGACCUGAUUCCACCAAUCAUGGCGCGUUACAUUCGUUUCCGACCAUUGGCUUGGCACUGGCAGAUAGCCAUGAGAGUGGAGCUGUAUGGUUGUCAUGAUUGUCACCGCGCCCUCGGCAUGAAAAGCCGUGCAAUCCUUGACGGUCAAAUUAGUGCCUCGUCACAGCAUAGUAUAUACCACGCUGCUGUUUACGCCAGACUCCACAAUAAAGCGGUUCAAAAUGUACGCGAAGAGGCCUGGGAACCAUUAACAUCAGAUGCAAAUCAGUGGCUCCAGAUUGAUUUGGUCACGCAACACGGCGUGACUCGCGUGGCAACUCAAGGAAGAUACAGGAUUAAUCACUGGGUGACAAAAUAUAAUCUGCUGUACAGUAGCGACGGGUCGACCUUCCAGUACUACAAAGAGCGAGGACAAAGUAUAACGGAAUUAUCUGGAAACACAGAUGGUACCACUGUGGUGUCCCAUGACCUUACUCCACCAAUCGCAGCACGUUACAUUCGUUUUCGACCAAUAGCUUGGCACAAGGUGAUAGCCAUGAGAGUGGAACUGUAUGGUUGCCAAGGUAUCUAAAGCAACAAGAGAGGAUUGCCAAACCAGGGACGGAAAAUAAAGAUCUCUUUAUGAUCUCUUCUGAGUAUGCUGUCAAUCUUACAUAAUGGAACUCAACUGUUAACGAGUGGUUCAUGCGUCAGUUUGCGUUAAUUGAUAUAUGAAGCACAUAGUGAGAUUUAAAGAAAGAUAAAAGAUUGCUUGGUGAAUUUGUUACGAAGACGGCUUCAAGAAAAACAAGAGUGAAU
Messenger RNA from Pocillopora damicornis (cauliflower coral), 3510 nucleotides. RefSeq names its product lactadherin-like. NCBI's taxonomy places the organism in Eukaryota, Metazoa, Cnidaria, Anthozoa, Scleractinia, Pocilloporidae. The record is from RefSeq and is a predicted model, not a curated record.